AUGCCGACAGAUCAGCAGUCUCAAAGUUCUUAUGUUCAUACUGAACUCAUUUCACUCAGUCCAGUAAGCAUUUAUGGCCGUUGUGAAUCUUUUUCCUUCAAGUUGUUCGAAAUGGAUGAAACUAAUCGGCAGGCGUUUAUUGAAGAGCGUAUUCGACAUUAUUUCAAUCAACUCACUGUUGGUUGUGGCGAUUCUACAUGCCCGAAUCAGAACUGUGCCUCGUCACCUUAUUUCGCACACAGGGGUAUUGAUAAUAACCGAGCAGCUGCAUUGUCUCUCCGCCUUCUUGGAGACUCGGAGCCUAUGUGUUUUCGUUAUUCUAACUCUUCAAACCAAAAUUAUACCUCGGCUCAAGAAUUGGAUAAUCGUCAGGCUAGAAAUACGGGGGCCCAAACUAGCACUGGAAAUAAUGAACUUAUGGAUAUGCCGGAGACUUCCAUUGCUCUACCAGUGCAGGAGGGAAUGGAUGCUGGCGAUCCAGAUCAGGUGAGGAUUGGAGAUGUUGAAUUUCCAGACACUCUACAAAGUUCCACCUCAACCUCCUCAAUCAGCGAAAUCGCACCUGCUUUGAGUCGUUUUCUCCUCCAUAUUUCUGAAACAUCACCACCUACCGAAGCUUUGACAAAUGAGAGUGCAAUUCAAACAGAUCCUUCUCGACAUCACUACUUUUUGGAUUUACUGGAGAGUAUUACCAAGAGAAAUAUGCCUAAAACUGAAGAAGGAGAGGAAGAUAAUGAAUUUCUAUCUGCCUCUACAAAUAUUGUCAGCAAACGGGUGAAAGGACUCACUUUGGCUGAGGUGCAGGAGUGUAUCGAAGAGUGUGAAAGAUCCAAUCAAUGGACCCCUCUUUCUAAACUUAUCAGUGAAGUCUUUUAUUCUCUCACAGCUCUUGCCAACUCCUUCCCGCGUGGAGGAGUAGGUGUGGAGAAAUCUGUUGAUAUUGAAAUGGGCCCUUCUAAGUCUUCUUCAUCCAAAACUGAAGGUUAG
Rodentolepis nana is the source of this 987-nucleotide messenger RNA. The record is from the annotation of a GenBank genome assembly. Lineage: Eukaryota; Metazoa; Platyhelminthes; Cestoda; Cyclophyllidea; Hymenolepididae.